Molecule: messenger RNA, 1230 nt
Organism: Theobroma cacao (cacao)
Lineage: Eukaryota; Viridiplantae; Streptophyta; Magnoliopsida; Malvales; Malvaceae
Source: RefSeq, a predicted model, not a curated record
AUGGCUGAUGCAUUAGCCACGCUGACAGCAAUGUUCAACGUUGGUACCGAUGUCAAGAUUCAACCCAUCAUGAUUAAUCUUCGAGAGUGCCCCGCACACUGCUCCACUGUAGAGGAAGAAGUAAACGGGAAACUGUGGUACCAUGAUAUUGUGCAUUAUCUCAAGUUUCAGCAGUAUCUGGAACAAAGCUCAGAAAAUAAUAAGAAAACCAUUAGAAGGUUGGUAAUGAAUUUCUUCUUAGAUGGGGACAUCUUAUACAAAAGAAGUAGGGAUCAAGUGCUUUUGAGAUGUGUGGAUUCAGCCGAAGCUCAGAGAAUAGUUGAGGAAGUCCACGAAGGAAUUUGUGGGGCACAUGCAAGUGGGCAUAUGUUGGCAAGACAGGGUAUGGAUGUGAUUGGGUUAAUAACCCCGAAGGCAUCAAAUGGGCAUCGGUUUAUUCUGGUGGCGAUUGACUACUUCACUAAGUGGGUAAAAGCAGCAUCUUAUGCCAAUAUAACCCAGAAAGUGGUUUGUAAGUUCAUCCAAAAUGAAAUAAUAUGCCGAUAUAGUCUUCCGAAAAGGAUCAUCACAGAUAACGCUAGUAACCUCAAUGGUUCAAUGAUGAAAGAAGUUUGUGCCAAGUUCAAGAUCAAGCAUCACAAUUCAGUGCCUUAUUGCCCAAAAAUGAAUGGAGCGGUAGAAGCAGCCAACAAGAACAUCAAAAGGAUAAUUAAAAAGAUGACAGAUGUAUACAAAGAUUGGCAUGAGAAGUUACCUUUUGCUUUGCAUGCUUAUCGCACAAUAGUCCGAACUUUCACGGGAGCUACGCCGUUCUCUUGGGUAUAUGGGAUGGAAGCAGUUUUACCAAUUGAAGUAAAAAUCCCUUCUCUAAGGGUCCUUAAAAAAGUACAGUUGGAAGAAGCCGAAUGGGUUAACAUUCGUUAUGAGCAAUUGAAUCUCAUAGAAGAAAAAAGGUUGACAGCACUUUGCCAUGAGCAAUUAUAUCGAAAGAGAAUGAUGAGGGCAUAUGGCAAGAAGGUACAUCAUCGUCAGUUCCAAGAGGGAGAGUUAGUAUUGAAAAGAAUUCUUCCGAACCAGCAAGAUCCUCGAGGGAAAUGGAUGCCGAAUUCGGAAGGACCAUUUGUGGUGAAGAAAGCUUUUUCAAGAGGAGCACUAAUUUUGGCAGAGAUGGACAAAAGAGAGUUUUCCAACCCAAUGAAUGCCGACACUAUCAAGAAAUAUAUUGCGUAA